GUGGAGCAGCAGAUUGAAAUGUGCAUACGUGACAAGGUCGAUGCCUUCAUUGAGCUAGCGCAAUAUGACUGGGAGUUGCCGGCUUCUUCAGGUUAUGCUUCGGAAUAUAUCAGUGACUUAAUUAACUAUCUUUCAACUACUUUUCUCUCAUUCACUAAUCUUCCGUCGGUACUUGCACGUCAUGUUUGCAUGCAGACUUGUAAACAUCUGUCGUCAAGACUGUCCGAAGUGUUGCUGUCACCAGAUGUUCGUGCUAUCUCCAUGGGAGCUUUGGAGCAGUUCAGUUUAGAUGUUAUGCAGUGUGAAAUGUUCACAGCCCGGUGUCCUGUAUCCGGGUUUGAUCAUAACACGCUUCCAAUGACAUUUGCACACCUAAGGUUAUGGUACAAAUUUUCCAGGAUGAUCGAGUUUGAAAAGAAAAGCGCGGGUUUCUUCGGUAUCAAUAAAGGCGAUCGCAAGAAAUUACUAGAUACAAUUAUACGGCAGUUGCGUGCUUUAUCUUCCUAA
Messenger RNA from Angiostrongylus costaricensis, 507 nucleotides. The record is from the annotation of a GenBank genome assembly. Lineage: Eukaryota; Metazoa; Nematoda; Chromadorea; Rhabditida; Metastrongylidae.